AUGGCGCGCGCACGUCUUACACCCUGCAGUAGCUGGCAGGAGUCUGUUGAUUUCGCCCGAAGUGAGGAGAGAGAUGGUCCGGUCUGGGCCGUGAUUGGUCGGCGGCUACGGCGUCGGCGAAUGCGGUCCGGGGUGGUGGGGGGGUCAGCGGGCCAAUCCUGGCAGAGCGGGGAAGGGCUCCUGUUGUCGGACGUCGUGGGAGUGAGCUGUGGUGCUGUUUAUCACUAUGCUGUGCGGCGGGGGUUCAGGGCAUUUGCGAGUCGCGCUCGGUCGGCGUGGUUCGCGUCUGGCGUGGCCGCUGAGUUGGCGUGCUCUGGCGGCCUUGUAUUUAUAAGUGCCUGGGCACUUGUGAAUUGA
Messenger RNA from Gryllus bimaculatus (two-spotted cricket), 357 nucleotides. The record is from the annotation of a GenBank genome assembly. Lineage: Eukaryota; Metazoa; Arthropoda; Insecta; Orthoptera; Gryllidae.